CAACGCACAAUCACGCCGUCAUUCCACUCCCGUUCACCUUUUCUCCGCUUCUCUCUGCGCUUCAGGUGCGCGUUUAACCUUCGAAAUCAGAGCUCUUUUAAUCAAUACAGUACAUACGUUCGUCUUUUCGUAAGUAACGUCGAGCUUAACUGCUUCACAUUUGAACUACUAUACUCCAGGAAGCUAUCCACUUCCCACUUAUUCUCUUAAACUCCCUUUACUCAGAAGACAACUGCCUUUUGUCACUCUUUCAUUUUCAUUCUCUCGAUUUUCAACAACGAAACCCUUUCAUAAAGAAUGCCUUCACUCGCACUCGCCGCCGGUAUCGUGGCUUCGGCUCUUGUAGCCAUUCGACCUGUUGCAGGUCAUUGUAAACUUGUUCGAACUGCUGCUAAACUUUCGCCCGAUGGAGUCUUUGACCAAACACAGAGCUGGGGUUUCGGAGUGGCAAAGGACAAUGAAUUCCCCUGGUUCAAGUCUCAAGGUCUUGAUGCCGGAGCCGAUGCCCCCUAUUUCUCUAAAAAGAUCGAAUGGGUCGAAAACCCCGAAUAUCCUUGUGGUAUGAAUGAACAAUGGGGUCCUCUUAACAUUCCAGCAUGGCUAACUCAGUCGGAAGCCUCUGGUGUUGCAACUAUUGGUGAGGAUGGCAAAUUUGAGACGGAGAUCUUUCAAGUGAACCGUGAUGGUGGUGGAGAAUGUACAUGUGAAUAUGACACAGAUGCCAAAGCUACAAACUGGCAGAAGUGUAAGACGCUCAAGAACCCACCUGGUAUCGAUGGCAUGUGGCCGGUAGAUCGUGUUAAUCACACUGCAAUUUUCCAACUCCCACCCGGUACCAGCUGUGGGGGAGGAUUGUUUGAAGACAAGUGCAUCGUCCGUAUCAGAUGUGGUUGGAAACUUCGUUUUGGAGGCUGUCUCGCGCUCAAGACAGCUUCAAGUCCGGCACCCUUGGCCCUCCAAGUGGUCUCACACGGUGGACAAGCAAUUGCCAAUCCUUCCAAUGGCAUACUCGCCGAUUCUGAUUUCAAGGCUAUGGCUCAACAAGUCUUUGAUGCAAUGAAGGCCAAGGGUAUGCUUAUGAACAAGUCCGCCGGAUACACAAAAACACACAAACGCAAAUGCAACGAAGGAUUAGACGAGCAUGAAACCCCGUCGUUGAUGAAACGAGCAGACAGCAUGUCUGCACAAGUCGACAGUCACAAAUCAACCAUUGCUGCCAACGUCGUCCUCUUGAUGAAGAGUAACAAUAUGGUCCUUGCUUAGUGAACCAUGAUUGGUCAAGCUAUGUCACUGCUAUGACAUUUGGCAAGAUCUGACAAAUUUCAACGUGUUCUCUAUUGGAAAUACUGCUAUAGUCUUUUCUUGGAUAGAGACUGAGACCCUUGUAACCAAUUUAGUUAGAACGAUAUUUCCUCCUCCCAACUCUCUUAUUUAGUCCAGGUCUCUUUUCAAUUUUCCCCCUUCACAUUUCAUCAUCAGCUGUUCCUAGGUGCAUCAGAUUAUAUCCGAAGAUGUGCUUUCUGUGUUCUAGUUAUCUUGUCCUUUUCAUCAUUUAUCAGUGACUCUACGCAAUCUCAGUACUUUAACUUUAAAUUUUACUUGUUUUCUUUUCGAAACACUUCACUUCCCAAUUUUUUUUGAAUUAAUUUUUUUGUUCUUUCAAUUAUCUUUGAUUUGAUGCAUUAGUCAUCCUAUGCGCUGGAUCGGAAGCAAUUAAAGAAGGUGUUUUAAAUUUGAUGUAUGCAGCCUGGAAGCAUAACCUC
Melampsora larici-populina 98AG31 is the source of this 1763-nucleotide messenger RNA. RefSeq lists its product as uncharacterized. Lineage: Eukaryota; Fungi; Basidiomycota; Pucciniomycetes; Pucciniales; Melampsoraceae. Bases 298 to 1263 code for a protein of 321 amino acids. The record is from RefSeq and is a predicted model, not a curated record. The transcript has 10 exons.